UUCAUAUCAUAUAGCUAUCUCUCCCUCUAAAUCUCAAUCCUUUUGCAGAAAAUGAAUGCUGGAUUUGGCAUGAGAAAAGAUCUCACUCGAGUUUCAAACCGCCUAGAAUGUUCUCUUUGUCAGAGAAUCUUCUUCACACCUCAAGAUCUAAUCACACACACCAACACUUUUCACUCCAAUCAUUAUUACUCCAACUUCUCAUCAUCUUCCGUUGCCGCCGCACCUGCCCCCGCACCUGCCCCUGCACCUGCCCCCGCACCUGCCCCCGCACCUGCCACCUUCCGCCACUACCCGAACCUUAACCGUAACCCUAAUCCUGCUUUCCCGGCAAUGAAUCGUUCUGACUUGAACAAUUACCGUAGUGGUCCUACAGAUGAACAAGGGAGGCUUCUCAAAGGAUCUGCGGCAAUGACUCCGGCUAGAAACACUAACGUUUUGUUUGGGCAGCAGGAGAAGCCGAAGCUGAUGGAUCUCUUUCCGACGAUGCCAUCGGAAGGCUUACGUACGCUUCCGCUUCUUAGCCAGCUGGAGGAACGGACACCGCAGGAUACUGCAACGGAGCAAGGCGGGGCCAACUCGAGUUUCAUCGACUUGACGUUAAGGUUGGGUUUUUCUUGAUAUCAA
This is a messenger RNA of Brassica oleracea var. oleracea, 624 nucleotides long. RefSeq lists its product as uncharacterized. Lineage: Eukaryota; Viridiplantae; Streptophyta; Magnoliopsida; Brassicales; Brassicaceae. The transcript has a single exon. Bases 52 to 618 code for a protein of 188 amino acids. The record is from RefSeq and is a predicted model, not a curated record.